This is a messenger RNA of Arachis stenosperma, 1878 nucleotides long. Its product is annotated as lupeol synthase-like. Gene Ontology annotation, biological process: triterpenoid biosynthetic process. The record is from RefSeq and is a predicted model, not a curated record. Lineage: Eukaryota; Viridiplantae; Streptophyta; Magnoliopsida; Fabales; Fabaceae. Gene Ontology annotation, molecular function: intramolecular transferase activity. Bases 1 to 1878 code for a protein of 625 amino acids. The transcript has 16 exons. Gene Ontology annotation, cellular component: lipid droplet.
AUGAUUCUAUAUAUUACAGGAUCUCUUAACGUUGUUUUAGGAGCAGAACAUAAGAAGAAAAUUAUUCGGUAUUUGUAUAAUCAUCAGAAUGAAGACGGUGGAUGGGGACUGCAUCUACUAAGUGAGAGUGGAAUGUUUGCAACAGCAUUGAGCUAUAUCGCAUUGAGAGUACUCGGAGAAGAUCCUGAAGACAUGGUAUUGGCCACAGCCAGAAAAUGGAUUCUUGAUCAUGGUGGUUUAGUUGCUAUUCCAUCUUGGGGAAAGUUUUGGGCCUCAGUAUUUGGAGUAUAUGAGUGGUCAGGCUGCAAUCCACUUCCACCAGAAUUAUGGCUUUUACCUAACUUCAGUCCUAUUCAACCAGGAUCCAUCAUGUGCUACACUCGCUUGAUUUUCAUGCCUAUGUCAUACAUAUUUGGAAAGAAGUUUGUGGGCCCUAUCACUGAAUUAAUCAAAUCCUUAAGAAAAGAACUGUACAAUGAACCUUAUGAUCAGAUCAACUGGAAUAAAGCUCGAAAUACAAUUGCUAAGGAGGAUCUCUACUAUCCGCAUCCUCUUAUGCAAGAUAUAUUAUGGGGUUUUCUUCAUCACGUGGGAGAGCCUCUGCUAAAGUGUUGGCCCUUUUCCAUGCUUAGAAAGAAGGCAUUAGAAAUAACGUUUAGUCAUAUUCAAUAUGAUGAUGAGAUUACUCAUUACCUUUGCUUUGGAGCAGUAGAAAAGGUACUAUCUUUACUUGUGCAUUGGCAUGAAGACCCCACCAAUUCGGAGGCAUACAAACUUCAUUUAGCUCGAAUCCCUGAUUAUUUUUGGGUUGCAGAAGACGGCUUAAAAAUUGUUGCUCUCGGUAGUCAAACGUGGGAUGUAGCUUUUUCUAUACAAGCAAUACUUGCUUGUGAUCUAAGUGCAGAGUAUGGACCUAUGCUUAAGAAGGCACACCAGUUCUUGAAGGCUUCACAGAUUUGUGAAGAUCCCCCUGGUGACUUCAGCGCAAUGCAUAGGCAUAUUUCAAAAGGGGCGUGGCCAUUCUCUAUGCAGGAUCAUGGUUUGCAAGUCUCCGAUUGCACCGCCGAAGGGCUAAAGGCUGCACUUCUGUUGUCAAUGAUGCCAAGUAAUCUAGUUGGAGAAAAGAUGGACUCAAGAAGAUUCUACGAUGCUGUGAAUAUUCUUCUUUCCCUGCAAAGCAAGAAUGGUGGUUUUUGUGUUUGGGAGCCUCGAAGAACAUAUCAUUGGGUAGAGAAAUUCAAUCCAACUGAAAUCUUCGAAAAAUGUCUCAUUGAGUCAGAGUAUGUAGAGUGCACAGGAUCAGGAAUGCAGGCCUUAGCUCUAUUUAGAAAGCUAUAUCCAAAUCACAGAAGAAGGGAAGUUGAUCGUUCCAUUUCCAAAGCAAUCCGUUACAUGGAAAGCGUACAAAAUCCUGAUGGCUCCUGGUACGGUUGUUGGGGGGUUUGUUAUACAAUAGGUGCAUGGAUGGGUGUAGAGGGACUGAUGGCUUGUGGAAAGAACUACCAAAACUGUCGAGCAUUGCGCAAAGCGUGUGAAUUUUUGCUGUCAAAGCAGCUUCCCAAUGGUGGCUGGGGUGAAAGUUACUUGUCAUCCUUAAACAAGGUGUAUACAAAUUUACCAGACAACCGUCCAAAUUUAGUUCAAACUUCAUGGGCUUUAUUGGCCCUUAUUGGGGCAGGCCAGGCUGAGAUAGAUCCAACACCCAUUCAUCGUGGAAUAAAGUUGAUAAUCAAUUCGCAAAUGGAAGAUGGAGACUUCCCACAACCGGAGGAAACAGGACUAUUUUUUAGGACUGGUAUCCUCAACUACGCAGCGUAUCGAAACAUCUUUCCCAUAUGGGCUUUGGGAGAAUAUCGUCGCCGAGUUUUAUCUGCAUGA